AUGGUAGUACCUCUUAAGAAAGCACUCGGGGGCUAUGACCACCUCCUAGUCGUGGUCGAUAAGUUCACCAAGUGGAUAGAAUCCAAGACGAUAAUGUCACUGAAGUCAGAGCAAGCAGUCGAGUUCAUGUUGGACAUCGUCUAUCAAUUUGGGGUUCCCAACUGCAUCAUCACCGACAACAGCAGCAACUUCACCUGGAAAAAAUUCCUGGAGUUCUGCGAUAGCUAUGAAAAAAUUCGGGUCGACUGGGCAUCCGCAACCCACCCACGAACCAAUGGCCAGGUGGAACGGUCCAACGGUAUGAUCUUGCAAGGCCUCAAGCCCUGCAUCUACGACAUGCUUAAGAAAUUCACCGAGCGAUUGGUGGCCGAACUCCCCUCCAUGCUUUGGAGCCUGCGAACCACACCCAACAGGUCGACAGGCUUCACUCCAUUCUUCAUGACCUAUGGUGCCAAGGUGGUGCCCCCGACUGAGCUAGACUAUGGCUCACCAAAGGUUCACGCAUACCAGGAGGAUGGCAAGACAACCUCAACAUGCUAG
Setaria italica (foxtail millet) is the source of this 540-nucleotide messenger RNA. RefSeq lists its product as uncharacterized. The record is from RefSeq and is a predicted model, not a curated record. Gene Ontology annotation, biological process: DNA integration. NCBI's taxonomy places the organism in Eukaryota, Viridiplantae, Streptophyta, Magnoliopsida, Poales, Poaceae. The transcript has a single exon. Gene Ontology annotation, molecular function: nucleic acid binding. The coding region runs from base 1 to 540 and encodes 179 amino acids.